AUGAAUGAACAAGAACAGUUCACAACUGGUAACAUACUCGAAAAACAAAGACCAAUACUAGAGCGAAUCAGCGGUAGUCAAAGUGUGUGUGCGUGUAGUGGUAGGGCGUGUGGUGCGCGUGCGUGUAGUGGCAGGGCGGCACGCGCGGGCGCGGGCGCUAGGGCGGCGCGCGGCGCGGGCGCGGCGGCGCGCGCGACACCAGCACCAGCGCCGACGCCAGCGCCAGCCGCACCGGCGCGCGCGCGCCGCCCGGCAGCCUGCGGGCGCACGGGACACUGUUACGUUAUCUUACUUAUAUAUAAC
Brenthis ino (lesser marbled fritillary) is the source of this 303-nucleotide messenger RNA. Lineage: Eukaryota; Metazoa; Arthropoda; Insecta; Lepidoptera; Nymphalidae. The record is from the annotation of a GenBank genome assembly.